AUGCCGUCAAACAAGGUGCUUGCCGCUACUGGCGCUGUGCUUGCGUCAGCUGCCUUAAUUGGCACUAUUGUCGUCAUGCGCUCUCACAAGAAGGGCACUGAGGACGACGACGACGCCUUCUCCGCACCAGUGAGUAGCGUUUCGCAGUCAAAGAAGCAGAUUUUUUCAGCACCUAAAGCUGUUUCUCGACCUACCGAGUCUUCCACAUCGGAGGUGCCUUUGUCACAGAAGCCAAAGACAGCGCUACCAGCGCAGCCCGCUACCGCGAAGAAGGAUGCUUCAGCGCCGGCUGUGGUCAAUAUGCUUACAGUAUCUGACCCAGCAGCGUUGCUUCUUGAUGAAGCUUUGGAUGAGCUGAAGCCAGCGAUACCAGACGCUAUUGGAGAGGGGACUAAGGUGGUCAGCAAACCGGCAACCACCAAUGUGGCGACUGUGGAUAGCUCUGAUCGCAAGGUUUUCCAGCACCUCGGUAUUUCGAUGAAAGUGCUGGAGGGCUGGGAGGUGCGAGAGGAGCUAUCACCGAUUCCGAAUGUGGCGAUGGUAACGGUGUGGAACCCAGAAUUUGAGCAUUUCCCGAACGCUGAAAUGCCCGGCGCCGUGCCGGUGAUUAUUCUCUCCGUAGAGGAUAUUCGUGGCGAGAACCUAAACCUCACCGAGUUCAAGGACCGCUCAAAGGACCUAUCGAUGCAGCAGAUGCUUAUGAUGACGGGUGGCGUUGUGCAGCCGGCCGUGCGCAAGGAUAGCACCGUGCAAGAGGGUUCGUUUCGCCACAUUCUCGAAUACUCUCAGAGCAUGCCCCCGUUUUUCGACCUAUCCGUUAUCAAUUUGUUGGAGGUGCGCAACGGUGUCGCCUACGUGUUUCAGAUCAUGUGCAACCCGAAAAUCAUGAAUCAGUACCGCCAGAUCUUCAUGCAACUAGCGCGCGACAUCGUGGUUACCCCGAUGGACUCCAGCUCCCUGGGCUUCUUUCGUGUGCACACUGGUAAGGUCUCCAUGGACAUCGAUACCACCUGGAGCUGGGAGUACCCGGCUCCCGGCGAUGAGGCAACACUCUAUCUCGCCAAGUUUCAGCUCGUGUCCACCGUGAAGAAGGAGGAGAUUACAUUGUACGAGGUGAACAAGGUCCCGACGACAGCGCACAAGCAGCGCAAAGAGAAAGUGAUAGACGGUGUCACGAUUUGCUCAGCCUUUGAUGGUACACAGGAGAAGAAAACAUUCACCUACAACAACUACUGCCUCGUUGUGAACCCGCAACAGAAGGCCAUCUCGUACCUCUCCGAGGCAGCUCUGGUGCGCGCCGUGAAGAGUGUGGCGCCAUCGACGGAAGCGCCGAAGCCGAAGUGCGGUGCAGCCUUUAUCACGACAGAGUACGGCUACACCUUCGAUGCUAUCGGCUCUAGCCGUGUCGUCUCAACGAAGUUGGGCAACGGCACUGUUGUGUACGCGCCACAAGGCAUUCCGUCGGACCCGUCCAAGGCCGCGUCGCCCGAGGAGACCGGACCGACUGUCACCAUCCGCAUUGGCAAGCCGGAGACGGACACUGACUGCAUGGGUAGCAUUGAGGAGUGGGCCACCCGCAUUCAGGAGGAGGCCGCGAACGGCACCAUCACGAAGAUCCAGGUCGUACGGCUGAAGGAACAGGACUGCCUCACCUUCCUGUCCAAGGAGAUGCAGGAGGUGUCGCCAAAGGAAAAGGUGGAGGUAGUCGGCAAGGUUUUCAUUUUUGUCCGCAAUGGCACGACAACGCUUGUACGCUGGGAGAGCGCGACGGGUACAUGGCGUAAGUACGAGCGUGACAUGGACGCAUUCCUCGAGUCCUUCCAAUUCCUUGAGGAGUCGGCGUAG
Messenger RNA from Leishmania braziliensis MHOM/BR/75/M2904, 1845 nucleotides. RefSeq lists its product as hypothetical. The record is from RefSeq and is a predicted model, not a curated record. The transcript has a single exon. NCBI's taxonomy places the organism in Eukaryota, Euglenozoa, Kinetoplastea, Trypanosomatida, Trypanosomatidae. The coding region runs from base 1 to 1845 and encodes 614 amino acids.